GAAUUAAUGGUUCGAGGAAAGGUAGAGAUGAAGAGGAUUGAGAAUGCAGCAAGCCGGCAAGUGACUUUCUCUAAACGGAGAAAUGGAGUUAUGAAGAAAGCUUAUGAACUAUCAGUUCUUUGUGAUGCUCAAGUUGCUCUUAUUAUUUUCUCUCAAAAGGGAAAACUUUUUCAAUUCUCAAGCUCCAGCAUGCAAAAGACAAUUGACAGAUAUCGUGAAUAUACAAAAGAAACGUUGAUCAACAUUAACACUUUUGAAGUGGAACAACACAUGGAGCAAUUGAAGGAAGAAACAGCAAACAUUGCAAAGAAGAUAGAGAUCCUUGAAAUUUCCAAACGGAAGCUUUUGGGGCAAGGCAUUGGAUCAUGUUCAAUGAAUGAACUUCAAGAGAUCGACAACCAGCUGGAGAGAAGCUUGAAGAUCAUCAGGGCGAGAAAGUCUCAAUUAUUCAAGGAAGAAAUACAACGGCUAAAAGACAGGGAGAGACUACUGCGUGAAGAAAAUGCAAGGUUAUCUGAAAAGUGUGGACGAGUAAGGCCGGCAACAUUAGAACUACCGGUUGAGUUAACACGAGCAGCCCAACUGACAGAAAAGGACAAGUGUAGCCGGGUGGAGACUGACUUGAAUAUUGGCAUUCCAAACAUUGGUUGGUCGUAGAAAUAUUUGUGGAGACUCUUCUAAGUUAGUUAUACUUGAGCAUGCAUUAAUAUAGAGUAUAAGGGCAUGCAAAUUCAACAAAUAAGAUAUGCCAAUAUGAGUGCAAUAUCUCAGCUUCUAGGUAAAUAAAUGUAUCUACAUAUUAUUUCUAUGAGCAAAGGUUGUGAAGAAGCCUAACUUAUUUCAUAAUAGUAAUAUGUUUUCUUCAAUUCAUCAAGGAUUGUUGGCUUUUUGUAAAGGAAGAACUUAAAGU
Solanum stenotomum is the source of this 910-nucleotide messenger RNA. Its product is annotated as MADS-box protein AGL42-like. Bases 7 to 657 code for a protein of 216 amino acids. The record is from RefSeq and is a predicted model, not a curated record. Gene Ontology annotation, cellular component: nucleus. Gene Ontology annotation, molecular function: protein dimerization activity; RNA polymerase II cis-regulatory region sequence-specific DNA binding; DNA-binding transcription factor activity, RNA polymerase II-specific. Lineage: Eukaryota; Viridiplantae; Streptophyta; Magnoliopsida; Solanales; Solanaceae. Gene Ontology annotation, biological process: positive regulation of transcription by RNA polymerase II. The transcript is spliced from 7 exons.